AUGUUUUACGGCGUUGUUGUCAAGCCUGGUCAGACCGUCACCCUGUCCCCUGAGGACGGUGGCGAAGUCCUCCAUCUCUCUCAGGUCUGCAUGCCCCAUCCCAAGGAUGGAGGCCGCACGUACGUCCAGGUGACCCAGGAGGGUAAGACCUACUCGGUGUGCAUGCUGCAGAAGGACAAGCAGGAGUUCACCAGCCUCGAUCUUUUCCUCUCCACGAGCCAGGGCAUCACCAUCAAGACUGAGGGCGCCAAAAACGAGGUUCAUCUCACUGGCUACUUCGAGCCUGAGCCCGAGGACUUUGACUCCGAGGACGAGGAAGACGAGUCCGACAUGGAGGAGAGCGUGAUGCACCACGCGAAGAAGCACGUGCCCUCAAAGGGCGGCAAGAUUGAGGACCUCGAUGGCGACGUGGAUGAGGAGGACGACGAAGACGAGGAUGAAGAUGAGGCUGAGAUGAAGGCCCUGACUGGAGGUGACGACGACGAAGAUGAUGAGGAUGAUGAUGAUGAGGACGAGGAUGAUGAGGACGGAGAGAACUGCCUCGGCGGCGAUGACGAGGAGGUCGACGAGGAGGAUGAUGAUGAUGAGGACGAAGACGAGGAUGACGAGGAAGAAGACGAGUCGCCGCAGGCCAAGAAGGGCGCUGACAAGAAGCGCAAGGCCAUCGAAGCCGCUAGCCCCAGCAAUAAGAAGGCCAAGCCCUCCGCAGCCCCGGCUAAGGGUCAGGCCCCGCAGAAGGCGGGCAGCGACGCCGCGGCGUACAAGAGCGCCCUCGUUGAGUUUUUGAAGAAGAACGGCAAGACGCCUCUGGCGACUUUGGGCCAGAAGGUGAAGAAGCCGGCGGGCGUCAGUGAGAAGAUGGCGCAGUUUCUCAAGUCGAACGCGUCGACCUUUGACGUUUCCAACGGCGUUUGCUCGUUGAAGUGA
This is a messenger RNA of Besnoitia besnoiti, 927 nucleotides long. Its product is annotated as nuclear factor NF3. NCBI's taxonomy places the organism in Eukaryota, Apicomplexa, Conoidasida, Eucoccidiorida, Sarcocystidae. Bases 1 to 927 code for a protein of 308 amino acids. The transcript has 8 exons. The record is from RefSeq and is a predicted model, not a curated record.